Messenger RNA from Chanos chanos (milkfish), 3714 nucleotides. It is a transcript of the gene ulk4, whose product is annotated as unc-51 like kinase 4. The record is from RefSeq and is a predicted model, not a curated record. Lineage: Eukaryota; Metazoa; Chordata; Actinopteri; Gonorynchiformes; Chanidae. The transcript is spliced from 34 exons. The coding region runs from base 1 to 3714 and encodes 1237 amino acids. Gene Ontology annotation, molecular function: ATP binding; protein kinase activity. Gene Ontology annotation, biological process: protein phosphorylation.
AUGGAGAACUUCAUCCUCUAUGAAGAAAUUGGAAGAGGCAGCAAGUCAGUCGUUUACAAAGGCAGGAGGAAAGGAAGUAUACAUUUUGUUGCUAUUAUCUGUAGCGAAAAAUGCAAACGGGCUGAACUAACCAACCAUGUCCGACUCACCCAUGACCUGACACAUGAUAACGUGGUGUGCUUCUAUGAAUGGUAUGAGACCAGCAACCAUCUCUGGAUGGUGGUAGAGUUAUGCACAGGGGGCUCACUGGCAGCUGUCAUUGCACAGGAUGAGUGUCUGUCAGAGGACGUCCUACGCGUGUUUGCCAUGGAUCUGGUCAAAGGCUUGAAAUACAUCCAUGACUCUGGCAUUGUCUUCUCAGACCUGACACCAACCAAGAUCUUACUAGAUGGCCCUGGGACUCUGAAGUACUCUAAUUUCUGCCUGGCCAAAGCCGAGGGGGAAAGUUUGGAGGAAUUCUUUGCUCUGGUCCUGUCUGAGGAUUUAGGAACUGUGGACAGCAAGGAGAACAGCACGCCUCGGAAAAACAUCAGAAACCGAAUUCAAGGGUGUCCCACGUACAGUGCUCCGGAGGUGGUAAGAGGAGAAGAGACCAGCGUGUCCAGUGAUCUGUGGGCGUUAGGCUGUGUGCUCUUUGAGAUGUUCACAGGAAAACCACCGUUCUUCUCAGAGAACGUCACAGAUUUAAUUGAUCUCAUUUUGCAUGGAGAUCCUCCCUCUCCAAGGCAAAAAGGGCCAGUUUCUUCUCAGCCUAGUCCAGAAUUUCAGAGUCUUCUGAAGGAGUUGCUUGAGAAAGACCCACAAAAAAGAUUAGGCUGGGAACCAUUACUGGCACAUCCGUUUUGGAGGGGAGCAUUUUUAGAGCGACACGCCAGUGAAGGAGACAGUGAGGAAGAAAUCCUUGUCUGUUCCACGGAGCCGUUGCACACGCUAACCUCCCAGGCAUCAGCGGCGUGCCCCAGCGGAACAGCUGGGCUGUCCAACCUACACCUCAGCAAGUCCUUUACAUUAGACAACAUGACAGAGUUCAGACCGAAGUCUGCCCUGGACACAGACGCCAGAGAGUCAAUCUUUCUGCUCAGCUCCCGCCCAACGCCCAGGACCAGCGGCGCAGGCAGAGAGAGUGAGAGCGGUGUGGAGUCGACACACGAUGACAGUUUACUGGAGAAUGUGGAGAAUGACAUGGGGUCCUCCAUUAAGGAGCUGUUAUACACUGAAUCUGACCUCACAGUCACUCCCAUAAUGGACAACCCAAAGAUUUUGAAGAGCGCUCCUGUACGAUUUGACUCCAAGACGCUGUGUGUGCCAGCAUAUUCAGCUGAGAAACUGGUGUCUCUGAGCUCAGAGGACUGGUCAGUCUUCCUGCAGCAGCUGUGCUCUGUGCUGGAGUCAGCCGAUAAGUCCUCCACCACCUCGGCGGCCCGUACGAAACUCAACCUGCUCUGCUACCUGUGCAACGUGGCCAGUCACAGAGACGCGGCCACACGUCUCACCCACUCCCGCCUGUUCUCACUGUUGACACAGCAGCUGCGUUUGGCGUCUAACUGGGAUGUGAAGACCAAAGUGAUGAGAGUCAUAGGCCUCCUGGCCUCCCACUGCACAGAGCUCAGAGAGAAUGUUCCAAUCACGGAGGCUGUGGCCACGUUCACAGAGCUCAUCAGAGAGAACUUCAGGAACAGCAAGCUGAAGCAGUGCCUCCUGCCGCCACUAGGGGAGCUACUGUACCUUAUUGCCACCCAGGAGGAGAAGAAAGAGCACCCUGGAGGAUUGUGGGUCGUUCCUGCUGCCGCCUACACAGUGUUAAUGAGGUGCCUUCGGGAAGGGGAGGAGCUGGUGGUGAACCACAUGUCAGCCAAGAUCGUGGAGAACGUGUGUACCACAGCGUCACGCUUUGCCCAGGGCUUCAUCACGCCUGAGGUGGGGCCGGUGCUCUGGUAUCUCUUCACUCACUCCACUGUGGAUUCUCUCCGAGUCAGUGCUAUCUCCGCCCUGUGUAGGAUCACUCGUCAUUCGGCAGGGGCCUUCCACAGCGUGAUUGACAAGGUGGGGCUGCCCGCCAUCCUGGCCUGUCUGGGGUCAGCCAUUAGCCGUGUUCAGCAGCACAUGCUCACCAUGUUCGCCGCCAUGCUGGCGUCGGGCGCUCACUCCCAAAGACUCGUCCAGGACAAGGACUUUGUUGUGAAGAUAAUCCGCUCUCUGGAGAGUCCGUCUCCAGUUAUCCGAGCCAAGGCUUUCCUGGUGCUCCUGCAGAUCCUCAGGAGUAACAGAGAGAUGCUCCUCCUAUGCUGCAACUCCAGACUGGUGAUGUACAUCGAAAGAGACAUCCGAAAGGCCACGCCAGGGAAGGAGCAACAAAGCGGCAAUGAAUACCUGUCAAAAUGCCUGGCCCUGUUCAUCCGUCACACCGUGCAGGAGCUGCCAGCCAUCCUGGAUGAUGUCCUGUCAGCGCUGGGGAACAUCGUAGGACGGAAACAUCCUUCCACUGUACAGACACGACACCUCAAACAGAGCCUUCCCAUGAUACCUGUAGUAUUGCAUCUGCUCACCUCACAGAUAUUCAGGCCGCAGGUGGUGACGGGGGACUUUCUCACCAAAUUUGGGGCAUUGCUGAACCACGUAACUUCCAUUGACUCCAGUGAGACGAGUCUAGUGAGCGCUGUAGGUCAAACAGCGUCUGAGGAGCUGAUCAGGAAUGCCCUGUCUGCAGUGGAGGCCAUUUCCCAGCAUCCCACUCUCCUGAGCGCCCACCACUGCACCGUGGUGGACUGGAUUCUGCCGCCCUUGGCUUCUCUGGCGUUCAGUAAGAAUGUGGAGUGGCGGAUCGUGAGCUUGCGGGUCCUGUCAGAGAUCACUCUGCUGUUACUGAACCAGGAGGUGGUAGAGGAGGGGGAGGGAAACGGAGACGGGGAGAGAGACACAGAUGGGCGCUCCUCAAACGCACGCCUCCUGGCCCUCAUCACCGAUGCCCUUCUCCCACAGUAUGAAUCUCUCCUGCUGGAACCCGACCCGGUGCCGGUCUACGCUCUCAGACUGCUAGUGUCACUCACAGAACACAGCUCACCUGUCAGCAGUCUCAUCAGAGAGUCUCGUCUCCUUGCUGUAGUCUUUCAGGUCGUAGUGGAACACCAGAGCAACAUCCUGGGUAGUACGAUGCAGAACGCCAUGGCUCUCCUCAGCAAUCUGAUUGGACAGAAAGACAUUGACCUGCAACCUUUCUACCAUCAAGGUGUGGUAGAGGUGGUGCGUGGCAUACUGAUGGAGGCUGCCAUGCUGUAUCUGGAGAAAGAGGAACAUUCUGGAGUGAAGGCCAGCAGCUCCCUCCUCCUCUCCGUGCUAGACAUCUUACACAGCCUCCUCAAGAGUCUCUCUGCUGUGGUCAGACAGGCUCUGCAGAGGUCAGAUACAGCUGGAGAGACUGAGGCAGCAGAGGAGCUCCUGCUUAUCAACAAGCCACUGACAGAUCUCAACAACAUCCUCAUUCAGAUGUUGCCUUAUGGGGACGUGGAGGUGUACGAGGAGGCCAGCCAGUGUCUGUCCCUGCUGGCUCAGCUGUAUGGAGGAGAUGGUCCUGACUCCCUUCAGCCUGAGGACCUGCGCAGCCUGGCACAGACGCUUCACAUCCACCAGCAAGAGCCCAAACAGCAGAGACUGCUGCUGCGCGUCAUCAAACGCCUGGUGAGCUCUCCAAACGGUCCUGUGCUAACCGUUAUAUAA